CACCGGCCCGAGAGUGGGACGGGGGUGGGCAGAGGAAAGGAGGGGGAGAGGAAGAGGAAGGAAAGAGAAGAGGAAAAGGAAGAGGACGGGGACACAGCUCGUCAGGCUGCCGCCUCCACUCCCUGCCGCCGCCCCACCAUGAUCAAAGCCAUCCUUAUCUUCAACAAUCACGGCAAGCCGCGGCUCUCCAAGUUCUACCAGCGCUAUAGUGAAGACACGCAGCAACAAAUUAUCAGAGAAACUUUCCAUUUAGUAUCAAAACGUGAUGAAAAUGUCUGUAAUUUUCUAGAAGGAGGACUAUUAAUAGGUGGAUCCGAUAACAAACUAAUUUACCGACACUAUGCCACCUUGUAUUUUGUCUUCUGUGUGGAUUCCUCAGAAAGUGAGCUUGGUAUUUUAGACCUCAUACAAGUAUUUGUGGAAACACUUGACAAAUGUUUUGAAAAUGUCUGUGAGCUGGAUUUAAUCUUCCAUGUAGACAAGGUCCAUAAUAUAUUGGCUGAAAUGGUCAUGGGUGGAAUGGUUUUGGAGACCAAUAUGAAUGAAAUUGUCACUCAGAUUGAUGCUCAAAAUAAACUGGAGAAAUCUGAGGCUGGUUUAGCAGGAGCUCCAGCCCGGGCUGUUUCAGCUGUAAAGAAUAUGAAUCUGCCAGAGAUCCCAAGAAAUAUUAAUAUUGGUGACAUCAGUAUAAAAGUACCAAACCUACCCACUUUUAAAUAACAUGGCUACUCCAGGUAAUACCAAGGAAGAAAUGUAAUAGAGAUUUACUGCAUAAUUGUUUACUAAAUAAACAUGUCUAACUUUUACUGUUCAGAUAAAACUCAAGGUACUGCAUAGACAUAACCUGAAAAAUCAGUGUGUGGAGUUGAAUGUUGCUUUUGUCUUGUUUGUGAAAUUAAAGGAAAGGGGUAGUUCCCACGUGAUUUCUAAAUUACAUUCCUAUGCCCUUGCAAGGCAUAUCACUGUGUCUCAGCUGCUGCAGUAUUUUGGGGAAGUAUUGAAGAUAUUCUUUACUUUGUAUAAACUAUAAUGCUGAGGUUUUUUGUAUAUUCACCAAAGUCUCUAAUUAGUGCGUUCUUUACUUCUGUUUGUGAUGAUUAUUUAAUACUUAAGUGCAGAUGUUGCAUGAAAACAUUUAACUCAUGUUUUGUUUAAAUAAAAUCAUAACAAACUGGACUUCGAAACACCUGUUUUUUGAAGUCUACUGUUUGCAAUAAACCAUGUUAUUUCCUAA
Pseudopodoces humilis (Tibetan ground-tit) is the source of this 1234-nucleotide messenger RNA. It is a transcript of the gene AP3S1, whose product is annotated as adaptor related protein complex 3 subunit sigma 1. Gene Ontology annotation, biological process: Golgi to vacuole transport; intracellular protein transport. NCBI's taxonomy places the organism in Eukaryota, Metazoa, Chordata, Aves, Passeriformes, Paridae. Gene Ontology annotation, cellular component: membrane coat; AP-3 adaptor complex. The record is from RefSeq and is a predicted model, not a curated record.